AUGUCUUCUUGUAUUGUAGGAGAGCAACAUCGUAAACAGAGAAAAAUGUUAAACCCUGUUUUCUCGAUUGCUCAUAUGCGCGAAAUGGUACCUAUAUUCUAUCAAGUUACACAUCAGCUUCGAGCUACUCUCAAAAUGAGGGUUCAGAACGGCCCACAAGAGAUUGAUCUUUUGAGAUGGACGGCUAGGCUUGCCUUGGAGCUGGUGGCUCAAAGCGGACUAGGUCAUUCGUUUGAUCCAUUAACUGAGGAUGAACCUCCCCAUCGGUACCUUAAAUCUGCAAAAGAACUUUUGCCUCUGGCUUUCAAGUUCAUUUUCCUUCGCACAUACUUCGUCUCAACAAUUGUCAAAAUCGGUUCUCCGAGGUUUCGCCGUGCUAUAUUGGAUUUGAUACCAUGGAAAGACGCCCAUCGUCUCCGAGAUAUAAUUGACGUUCUUCAUGAAACAUCCAUUGAAAUCCUGGAAACAAAAAAGAAAGCACUGGCGGAAGGUGACGAGGCCAUCGCUAUGCAGGAAGAAAAAGAUAUCCUCAGCAUCCUCUUGAAAGCAAACAUGAAAGCACUGGAUUCUGACAGACUAACUGACCAAGAGCUGCUUGGGCAAAUGUCGACACUGAUUUUCGCUGCGAUGGACACCACAUCGAGUGCACUGUCUCGCACCCUUCACCUACUUGCAAUGCACCCCGAUGUACAAGAGAAACUCCGUCAAGAAUUGAGGGAUGCAAAACUGGUUCAGGACGGUGAUCUUGCUUACGAUCAAUUGGUUUCCCUACCCUACCUCGAUGCUGUGUGCCGAGAAACGCUCAGGAUGUACCCCCCUUUUUCUAUGGUCCAAAGAACUACUCGUCAGGAUGUAGUCUUACCCCUGUCUAAACCUAUCAGAGGGCUAGACGGGAAAGAGAUGUCAGAGAUCCCUGUUCCAAACAACACAAAUAUCAUCAUUGGCGUCAUGGCGUCAAAUAGGAAUUCAGAGCUUUGGGGACCAGAUUCUUACGAAUGGAAGCCGGAAAGAUGGCUGAAGCCUCUUCCUGAUCCCUUAGUGGAUGCCCAUCUGCCAGGAAUAUAUUCCAAUCUGAUGACAUUCCUUGGUGGAGGAAGGGCAUGCAUCGGGUUCAAGUUUUCUCAGCUGGAAAUGAAGGUUGCCCUUUCCAUUCUGAUCGAAACUUUUAGAUUUUCGCCUCCAGAUAAGAAAAUAGUUUGGCAGAUGAAUACGAUCGCCUCGCCAACUACAUCGCGGAUUGAGAACAUUGGGCAUAAUCAUCUUCCGCUGAUUGUUGAGUUGGUAAAAAAUUGA
Molecule: messenger RNA, 1293 nt
Organism: Psilocybe cubensis
Lineage: Eukaryota; Fungi; Basidiomycota; Agaricomycetes; Agaricales; Agrocybaceae
Exons: 11
Coding region: 1-1293 (430 amino acids)
Molecular function (GO): heme binding; monooxygenase activity; iron ion binding
Source: RefSeq, a predicted model, not a curated record